AUGGAGGCGGUGCAAACUCCCCGGUAUGACCUGGAUCUCGCCAGCUUUUGGCAGCUUGUGUUGGUCUACCUUGCGAUUUGCACGGUCGCGCAGGUGAUCGCAAUCCCUGUGGCAUGGAUUUUGUUUCCCAGGUCGCGGGACCUGAAGCAAGCUCGCGGUGAACCCGGGGGAGAUCUGUGGGCUGCGGAUGCGAUCUGCUUGCUCCUCUUCAGUGUUGCUUUGUUACCAAGUGCCUUUGGAUCCAUCCACAUCCUCUCCCAAAGCGUCGAUGCACGCUGGAACGGGACUUGCCUUUCGUCCAUCCAUGGCUGCGUGUUGCUUUGCACAAGGCUUUUCAUUCACAUCCCAUUCCUGUUCUGGAAGGGCAUGAACGCAACUCGAAAGCGGAUCCUCGUGCACCACGUCAUGGUAAUUUUGGUGUAUGGUACUGGACUUGUGAAAGGCAGUAUGCACUUCUGGGGUGCAAUAGCAGGGCUCUGCGAGUCCAGUAACAUUUUCUUGGCCAAUGUGGAGCUAGUGAAGUGCUGCGGCGAUGUACAGCGCUUGAAGCAGACAGUCCUUUACAAGCUGAACUCUGCUUGCCUCACGCUCGCGUACAUCUGUUGUCGACUGGUUCUUUUCCCAGCGGUGCUCGCAGCUUUGCUGACAGAUGCGUACACACAUCCUGAGUUGACAGUGCGGAGCAGUGUUCUCGAAUGGGUCCUCAUGCCAAUGGCCAUUUGCUGCGUUUGGGGCAUGUCGGCCUUUGAGUUCCGGAACAUCUUCGAAGGAAUGUCCAAGGCCAUGGACCUGAAGGUCAAGAGUGCAUCCAGCUUGCUUCAACUGGAGAUUUGGCUUGCAGUCUUGGGCUUGCUUGUUGGUCACUGCCUCUUCUAA
This is a messenger RNA of Symbiodinium pilosum, 876 nucleotides long. The record is from the annotation of a GenBank genome assembly. NCBI's taxonomy places the organism in Eukaryota, Dinophyceae, Suessiales, Symbiodiniaceae.